Messenger RNA from Tyto alba (common barn owl), 9695 nucleotides. It is a transcript of the gene TMEM245, whose product is annotated as transmembrane protein 245. The transcript is spliced from 18 exons. Bases 75 to 2720 code for a protein of 881 amino acids. The record is from RefSeq and is a predicted model, not a curated record. Lineage: Eukaryota; Metazoa; Chordata; Aves; Strigiformes; Tytonidae.
GCCCUCCCCUGAGGGCGGCGGCGGCGGGCGGAGCCGCGGCCGUGGCGGGCGCCGCGCGGGAGGGGGCGGGCGCCAUGGCUGACAGCGGAGAGACCCCGGCGGCUCCGGCCGCGGCCCCUCCGGGCUCGCCGGCGCAGAAGCGGCGGCCGGGCGGCUCCCCCGGCGGCGGGGCGGAGGGCGCGGCGGCCAUGCCGCGGCUGCCGCUGGGCGGCCCGGGUGGGGCGGCGGGGGUGUCGCUGCCGCGGCUGGAGAAGCCGAUCAAGCAGGCCUUCUACAACACCGGCGCGCUGCUGUUCGCGGGGCUGUGCUGCGGCGCCGCCGUCCUGGUCUACUUCAUCCUGGAGGCCUUCCUGCGGCCGCUGCUCUGGGCUGUGCUCUGCGGCACCUUCCUGCACCCCUUCAAGAGCUCCCUGACGGCGCUGGGCCGCCGCUGGCUCGGCCGCCUGCACCGCUCCCGCACGCCCGUCCUGCUGGCCGCCCUCCUCCUCCCCAUCUGCUUCGCCAACUACGGGGUGGAGGCGCUGGGCGAGCAGGUGCUGCGGCGGCGGCGGCUCCUGCUGCUGCUGGGCGCCGGGGGGCCGCUGCUCUACGGGCUCUACUGCCUGGGAAGCUCCCUGGGCGUGCAGGUGCUGCUGGCCCAGGCCGCCCGCCUCAUCUGCCAGGGGCUGGACUACUUCAGCAGUCAGUGGAUCUGGACGUUGGUGGUUGGUUACCUGUUGAUGGUUUCAUUCAAGUGGAAUAUAAGCACUGAACGUUACUUAAAAGCAAUCUCUGUCCCUGUCUGGAUUAUGCUGCUCUUUCAUUUAGCUUCUGUGGCAGGUUCCUGGAGAAUUCCCGUGUUUCUGGUUGUAGUUGUUCUGAUGACCGUAGGCAUGUUGCAUGAACAGCAGAAUGGAAAGGAGUCUUCUGGGGCAGAGCUUCCUGGUCAGAUGAUUUCCAUUGCAGCUUCGACAAUUGCCAUGGCAAUUUCAAUGACAGAAGAUGAGUCCAAUAAUGAACGUUCCUCACAACCCUCAGGAGCAACAGAAGGUGAUCAGCCUCCACAUGCUUCAUCAUCUUUCUCAUCCUCUUCAUCCUCUUCUGGAAGCAGACAAAGACCUGAGAUUGGAUCUUUUCUUAGAAAAAAGAAAACUAGUGAUAUUUACUUCGUUACACUUGUGUGGGCCAUUGUCAUUGUCCAGAUCUGGCUAAAUUUCUGGAUUGUGCAGCUGUUGCCAGUGCCUUUUGCAGUUUGGGCAGUUAAAAAACUUGUGGUUCAUUUUGGAGUUUUGAACUUCAUGGCAAACCAUUGCAAAAGUUGGUGGCAACUUGUUGAAAAUUUUGUGAAGGAACGUCAGGAAGCUCUUGCUCCACGGCCCAUCAGAGGGCUUGGAAGAGUCGUGCUAAAGCUUGACAGUAAGCUGUGGCACUGGCUUAAUAAGAAGAUCAUCGUGUGGUUGGAGAAAAUGCUAGAUAAAAUAAUCAGCAUUUUCAUAAUAUUUUUGCUAGUGAUAGGAACCCUUCUGCUAGCUCUGCUCCUUACUGCAAAGGUGCAUCAAGAGAGUGUUCACAUGAUUCAAGUCACAAGCAGCUUGAUCAAUGAGACAGUAGCCAGUCACCCAGAAUGGGCAAACUGGCUCCCAGAAGCCCAGGUUAUUCAGAAAGCACUCAAUUCAGCAGCUAAUAAUGUAUACCAAUACGGCCGAGAAUGGAUUACACAUAAGCUCCAUAAGAUUUUAGGAGAAAAAGUGAAUAACACCGCUGUGAUAGAAAAACAAGUGCUAGAGCUCUGGGACAGGCUUUAUCACUCUUGGUUUGUGAAGAAUGUAACGCAUUCUGGAAGACACAAAGGACACAAAUUGCAUACAAACCGUCAAAACAGCUGGCUUGGUGAUAUUCUGGACUGGCAAGAUGUUGCAUCAUUUGUUCACGAUAACAUUGAAACAUUUCUUUCGAUCCUGGAGUCUCUGUGGAUCGUGAUGAGUCGCAAUGUGAGCCUCUUGUUUACUACAGUUACAACAUUAGUGACAAUCCUCUUCCAUAGUGGGACAGCUCUUCUCAAUUUUGUGCUUUCAGUGGUGAUUUUUCUGACCACGCUGUUCUACCUGUUGAGUUCCAGUGAUGAGUAUUACAAGCCAGUAAAAUGGGUCAUAAGCCUGACACCUUUGUCUCAGCCAGGUCCCUCCUCCAAUAUAGUUGGCCAAUCUGUGGAGGAAGCAAUAAGAGGUGUGUUUGAUGCUUCCCUCAAAAUGGCUGGGUUCUAUGGACUCUACACUUGGCUGACUCACACUAUAUUUGGGAUUAACAUAGUCUUCAUACCAUCUGCAUUAGCAGCAAUCCUUGGAGCAGUGCCAUUUCUGGGAACGUACUGGGCAGCCAUCCCUGCAGUCCUAGAUUUGUGGCUUGUGCAAGGGCAGGGCUGCAAAGCCAUUUUGCUGUUGGUUUUUCAUCUCUUGCCAACCUAUUUUGUAGAUACGGCAAUUUAUUCAGAUAUAUCAGGAGGUGGUCAUCCUUACCUGACAGGUCUUGCAGUAGCUGGUGGAGCAUAUUACCUGGGACUGGAAGGAGCCAUCAUAGGACCAAUUCUACUUUGUAUACUGGUGGUUGCUUCCAACAUAUAUAGUGCCAUGUUGGUGAGUCCAACAAACUCAGUGCCCACUCCAUCACAAGCAGCGUGGCCAUUACAGAUUUAUCGGUCAUCUAGAGAGAGUCCUGAGGAGACGAAAAUGUCUGCAGAAUGAUGAAGGUGCCGUGCUGCACCUGUUCAACAUGAGAAAAUUGCUAUCUUCUGUCGAGUUCACAACAGCCAUGGCCUUCUGUCCCUUUCCAGCUGUGCCUAGGGGCAGCUCACAGUGAAGCAUAGCUUGGGUUUUAGGAGAAACCACUUCUCCAACAUCUGCUGGCCUUACAUUAUUGUGCACUUUGCCUCUUCAGGACACGAUGUCUACUUCCCAUGGCUUUGCAUACUAACACACGGUUCAGCUGCCUUGUUGAAGACCUUGAAGAACUUCUGUCCUCAUAAAAAGAUUAAUUAAGAGGACAGGUAUAUCCACUGGAGUCAUUAUCUUCUGAAAUUACUAACUUGGAUUUUAUCUAUUGGGUUGUGUUAUUCAAUUGUAGUAGCUUUAAAGAAAGCUAAUUCCAAAAUAUUUGUUCUCCGUUAAUCUGGUGGCAAGAAGGGUGUAAACCACUCACUGUUAAAUGAAAGUAGACUGUAACUAUUUGCUGCUCCUCAAAGUAUUUCUUUAGAGGCUUUGACCAUCAUCUGUAACUCGUAAUAACACGUAAGACUCUUACAUGCACUGAAAUUUAAUGUUGUUGGAGACUGGUAUUUCUAGUAAAUUCCUGAAAUUAGUAGACAUGCAGAUUGUUAAAUGAGGGUUUUCCUCAUAUUGAGAUAGGAGGCCUUGUCUAAAUAGUUUAAAUCGUGCUCUCAUUUGCAGUGAAAUCUGAUAGUGUUUUGCUGUUUACCCACCGUCCUAGUGGAGUCAUCUUGUCAACUAAAUUUAAUCAAAGGCCUUAAGUGUUUUCAGGCAGAGGUAAUGCAUGAUUGUCAUGUCUGCUUCCAGUAAUAGGAAGAAUUUGAAUGGGGAUUGUUUAAUGUUGGCUUUCAAAUGCUGUGGCUGAGUUAAGUUAACUUUUCAAACAAAUUUAUUUCUGAAAAGGAAGGGGAGAGAGCAUGGGUUUUGCUUUAUUUUAGUUUGUUUUUUUUUUUCUCUGUAAGCCUCUGGCCAAAUAUCAUAAGAAGAUGUAUCUUACAUAUCUUAAUAUACUAAGAUAUAUCUUAAUAUAAUAAACGGAGUUCUUAAAUUCCUGAAAUGGUGUGUUGCCUAGGUCACAGCAUCAAACUCCUCUAGUGCUUUCCUUCCAUAUGUGAUUUUGCUUAAGCUGCAGUUAUGGUGACAUUUAAGGCCUUUUGUAUUGAUUGCUGAAAUGUUUGACACGACGGAUCUUUGUAAAUGGAUCCUUUUUCUAAAUAGGAAGUGGUGUUUUUGGUAGAAAUUUCAUACUUGAACAGCUUUUCCACAAAUACGGCGAGGCCCUGGGUACAAAGUAGCAGAUACACAUGCUUAACCAAAGAACCACCUUUCAGUUUCUAGUAACUUUUGAAUUUAUUUCAGAAUUUGAUUGAUAAUGAGUUAUACAAAAUACAGGCAUGCCUUGCAUUUAUUGUUGACAGUAAUGCAACUGUUGGAACAAAAAUCUGUUCUUAUCUAGGGAUAAGGAUAUUUAAGAUUUGUGUACAGACAGCUCUCGAUAAGGUAAAUGUUUGUUUUACUCGAGCUGCAGAUGUGCUGAUAGAUUUGGAAGGCUCUUAAUUUCAUGACAUUGCAUGUAUUUUUACAUUGUUUCUAAAAAUGCAUUGCCAUAGCAAGUGUUUGGAAAGUACUCUGAUGCUUACGAAGCAAGAAAGUCCUGCUCUAGGCUUGCAAUAAACAGGCUGCCUAUUAAGACACAAAUAGCCUACUUAUCAGAUUCUCAAACUUAACUGCUGCACUUUUACAAAUGAAACUGUAUGCUUAAAUGGGGGGGUUAGAAUAUGCUGGUUUUAUACUUGCAAACUUGCAGGAAUGUGUUUGGAGGUCAGACUCAGGCUUAAUUUAGUGUUUUGACUCAAGUUCAUUGAUACAUGGAAGUGUCGUAUUUAAUUUUUUAAAUUCUGAAAGACCUACGCAUCAAUUCUAAUUAAUUGAAUAGGAAGGGUGUAUUGUUUGAAUUAAGUAACUAUCCUGUGUUUUUAUAUCCUUGAUUUGGUGGCUUACAAAAUCUUUAAUGAAACACCCUUUCAGAGCUGUUGCUGGCUGGGGUGGAGGAUGACAAAGAAGCUGAGGCUGUCCCUAAGUAUUCCUGCAACAUUCUAACAUGCUUGAAUGAGACCAUAGUGAUACUUGGGAAAAUUCUUUAUUGUAUGACUUUUUUUUAGGUCACAGUUUUGCACUGAAAUGUUGUGUUCUUACUAUAGGUUCUUGUAGACAGUAUUUAAAAAAAAUUGCUAGAAAGACAGACGCAUCAUAAAUGUAUUUCCAGUUUUCCAUUGCUCUUUGCUCACUGCUCAAGACAUUUCUGUUUUCCACACUGGUUAUCCCAGUUAUUUCUGAGACAAUCUUUCAGAUUCCUAUGGUACUCAACAUAGUCAUUUUAAAGAGUCAUUAUAAAGCAUUAUUCUGUUUUUGUUUUCUUCUUCUCCCUCCCCCCUCACCUGACCUCCUUAGAUCAAAGAAGGUUCUCUGCUGUGAAGAUUAAAAUUAUAUUUCAGACAGUUAUCUUCAAUGAUGGCAAAUUGGUAAAUCAGCUGAGAAGAUAUGUUGCUAUUUUGAAAUGUUCCUUUCCCAACAUGAAGAGGAAACAUUUUGUAUAGAGAAUUCCUAUCUGAUGUAGUCUUUAGUUAGUUUGCCCUCCUUUGAAAUGAGGCUUCGUAUUGAUACUUACUGUUCCGAAUUCAGCUAAGACUUGCCAUGAAGAACCACCUAUAAUCUCAGGAAAUGUAGCUCAAGGAGCUCAUGCUGUGUGCCAUGCCUGAUUGAGGAACCAGUUGGGUGGUACAGUAACAGUUUACUGCCAGAAAGAAAAGAAGAAACAAAACCUCCAGUAAUACCUUCUUACAAUAUGAAAUAUUCACUUAAUUUCACGAUGUUUAAAAAAAAAAACAAAACCAAAAACAAACAAAACCAAAAAGCAGAACAAAGAAAGCGCCACCUUAUGAAAAAGUGUACCUUGAUUAUUUAGGGUUUGUCUUUAGCAUCUAAUUACCAGUAUAAAUAGAAGAACUUGUCCUUGCAUAUUUAACAACAUAUAUAAUUUUUUGAGAAGACUCGGCCUCUUUAAGAACAGUUUAGUUUAGAUCAAUCUCACAUUAUUACGAAAAUAAUCAAACUGGUCAUUUUGACUUCUCGUCAUUGUAAUGUACCGGUUUCUGGUUCUAUUGCCUCAUCUGCAAAAGCAAGCAGCAGCUUUGUGGGAUAAGCUUUUGGAUGGCUUGUGAGUUAAAAAAAAAAAAAAAAGGAGAGAGGGAGAACUCCUCACAUACCCUUUUCUGUAGUGGCAUUAAACUACAGUUUUCUUAGGAGAGACCAUCUUUUUCAUAAUGCUUAUAAGUAAGAAGUUGAUGGCCUUCAGCUUUACUGUAACAGUCAUUCCAGGAGCAGGUAUUUACUUGUAUUUAGUAUAUUUAGUAUUCAAUUUGAAGAAAAACAAUUUAGAAUUCAGAAGCGAAUGCUUAUAGUUAAACGAAGACAGUGUGGGCUCAUGGUACUGUAAAAUACAAAAACACAACCCUGCUGGUGUUUAUUAUUCUCUUCUAGCAAAUCAGGCUUGUUGCAGGUAAGUGUCAUGCCAAAGGGCUAGUGGUAACUGUUUCUUGCAGUAAGUGAGCCCUUCUUCCCCUUGCUGUACUGUAGCUGAACAUUACUGUGCUGGGGCAGAGCUAGCAGAAGUGAACGUGUGCCAGUUUUACAGCCCAACAGGUUAACUUCAGCUCACUGUAAAUACUGGCUUGAUGGAACACAUGAAGCACCAAAGUGCAGCGGGCAAGAAUCUGGCACACAUUCAUUUUGCCAGCCUUACUACAAUCUGGUGACUUCCAGCACAAAUGCACCGUGGCCAGUUGGGAGCAGUAAUGACUUAAUUUGAACGACUGCUUUUUUAAAGAAAAAAAGUUGUACAUUCUAGUCAUACAUAAAAUAUACACUUUUCAGAAAUUAAGUUGAUACGUAUCUAAUAAUGGAGACAACAGUCUGGGUUUUCCAUGUGCAGUGGUAUGUAUUUGCAGCUCAUCUAGGGUACGUUUAAGCUUGUCUGGUUUCAAGAACUGUGUGGCUUCUCUUCAAGACUUUGGGAAGAAAGAUAAGUGGAUUUUGUCAGUGAUUAGGAAAUGUUUAAUCUGUUUAAUUAAACAAAAUAGGAAAAAUACUGUGUAGGGAAAACUGGAUGCUGUCUCCAGUAUUAUACAUUGUGGGUAUCAGUGUAACUUCUGAAAUAGGUGUAUGGCUGUAACGUUAAACACUUUCUCAGAAGGCCUGAAAGUACAAAACUGGGUAAAAUUCUUCCCCGGUAAAGAGCAGCAGCAGAAUCGCUAUGUUGCUGAUCCAUAGUACUGGUGACAGAAUAAAGCAGAGUGCUGCCUUUCCUACAGACCUAAUAUACUAAGGAUGGGAAAAUACCAUUAUUCUCCUGAGGUCCUAUAGCUUUGCGUUAGUGGUAGAAGAUGCUCCUACAGUGGCCUUGAUUCAAACACUGUGUUUAUAUUGUAUUGGCCCAAGUUUGCCACUGCAGAUAAUGCCACCUUUAUGGACGCUACCCCUGGAAACAGCUACAACUUCCUUCAGAAGUGCUGAGAGCUGUUGGCAUUAGAGUUAGUAUUCAUAAUUUUUAAUAAUGAAGGUAGCAUUCUUUUAGAGAUGCAGUUGUUUGCCUUGAAGCUUGCAAUUUUACAAGAGAAAAUUGAUUUCCCAGUUAAAUAAUCUUUACCGAGUGACAGCUGGCAUCUCUUAAAUCCAUGGAUGCAUCGUCUUUAUGAACUCUGUCUUGGCUUGUAUUUCAAAGGGUUUCUUACUGUUUCUCACACUUUUUGGUGAAGCAUAUUUUGGCAAUUCCCUUCUUAUUUCUAUUUCUACAAAACUAGAAUUGCCUAAAACUUAAACGUUAGGGAGGCUUGAUCUUCAACUUGAACUGUUUAUCUGUUACUUAAUAAAAUACCUUAAUGCGUUAUAGUAAAAUUCUCCAAAAAUGCUUUUAAGUGAUAAAAUUGGAAAUUAAAAAAAAAAAAAAAAAAAAAAAUCAGCGUGGAAAAUGAACUUGGUAUUUUGAAACCAGAAAAAAUGCCAGAAAUGAUUAGCAUAUUCAGGGAUUCUACAUUGGGCUUGUAAAUGUAUACGUUGAUAUGCAGCAUUAUAUAAAUAUGAGCAGUGUCUGUCCUAUUCAGACUUAAAAUGAAAUUUUGUCCUAUCUUUUUUUAAGAUACCGGAGAACAAAAUAGUGCCUGUAUAUAGUGAAAACAUUUUCUAGAAUUCAUGUUUACUUGAUAAAGGUUGGGGAAGAGCCAAGUAAAUACUGGUAGGGUGGGUAGAACUGUUUUGUUGUAGUUAAUAUAAAGUUGUGAAAACCUGUUCUUCCAUCUGGUAAAACAUUGCUAAGAAAUUGCUGUUCCUGGAAGUAUUUGCACAUACCUACUAAAGAGCUGCCAAAACUAAUAGGUCAGGAAUUAUGUCUUCAAUUCCUCAGUCUCUUUAACCUCUUCCACACCUUGUCUGUACCUUGUUUUGAGUCUGGGUUAGUAUAUGAGAGUUUUGCUUCAUCCUCUUCUGAGAUUGAUCCAGGACCUGAAGGGCUUGGCUUGAAUGUUCAUACUGAAAAUAGUAGUUUCAAUUCAGGAAGGAAUUGCUAAUUGGCAAGUAAACGCAUCCUCGAUGCGCUCUGCAGGUGGACGGACCUGGACGAUCGUCAUUCCUGUUGCACUGAAUUAGAGAUUAUUCUCUGAAUAUAGCACUGUGUGGCGAUACCAAAGCUAGGUUUGAGUUAGAAGCAGGGCAGGUUUGCUUGCAGCAGGAUGCAUCUGCAAGCUAAUAAAGGCAGAGGGGGAGUGCUCUAGCAUCCAUGUAUGUAUCUGAAGAUUUUUCAGCAUGAUGGUUUUGAAACAAAAAUGUUGAUUUCUUUUCCUAGCCUCGCGUUUUGCCACUUGACUGUUGUAUACAGUGAUCCAAUAAGGAUCUAAAGCUGAAUUAACUUUUCAUGGUAUUGCUGUAAAUUAAAUGUAAAGAGGCAUCACAAAGCUAAAAAGCAGACACAGAAGAGAAGUUCAUUAAGCUUAAAAACUGAGAUCCAGGCCAUAAGGUUGGAAAAACAAAAUUCACAUUUGUGGCCUCCUUUCUGCUAGUCUCAACCUAAAACUGAAGCUUUUUCAAGAAGUAUCAGUAAAAAAUAUUUUUGUGUUGUUUAUAACUUAUGGGCCAUGUAGAUCAGUGUUCUCAGUUCCCAGUGCCAUCACUGGUAUAUUCUGCAAGCAUACAAUUUGUUCAGAUUUUUACCUUAAAAGCAAAUUUUCUAUGCCUUAGUGAUGGUUGGAAACCAACUUUUUGUACUAAUAGUUAGGUCUUCACCUAUAUAUUUAUAUAUAUGUUAAUUAGUGUUUGAUGUUUUGGUUGGAAGAGGAGGGAAGGUUUUUUUUUUCUCCCCUUUGGUAAAUUUCACCAAUCCAAACCCAAAAAAACUUUUGACAUCAGGCCCUCAGAGUGGCUAGACCCUGCUCAAACCUAACAGCAGAUCUUCGGCAUCGCAGAGUGCGGGUUGUUCUGAAACGUGCAUUCCUAUCCAGAACCUGUGGGGAUUUGGAGCAAUAACGUCUGUUGUCUGUUGAUGCAAAUUUUGUCUGUAAGUGUAUGAUACAACUUCAGAAUGGGACUGUGUUCAAAACUAAUGUUACCAUCAUUGGUUCUGGGACAGUACCAGGUUUUGCAUGUAUGAUAUUGAAAACCUAACCCCUGUGUCCAUCUGUGGCAGAACAAAAUGUGUGAGUUCAGAUUGAGAAGUACUUGUGUAGACUGCAGAAGUAUUUAAACUAAAUACUGUGGACUUUAUGCACCAGUCCUCUUCCUAAUAAAAAAGUUUUUUGUAGCAGGUUUAAGAAGCUUUUAACUUAAUACUGUAUUCACACUGCAGUCCUUUGUAAGCACAGAAUGGUUAAUAUAUUUUGAAAUAAAAUGCUGUUAAUGUAAAGAAAA